Messenger RNA from Octopus bimaculoides (California two-spot octopus), 2592 nucleotides. Its product is annotated as pleckstrin homology domain-containing family H member 2. Gene Ontology annotation, cellular component: cytoskeleton. Lineage: Eukaryota; Metazoa; Mollusca; Cephalopoda; Octopoda; Octopodidae. The record is from RefSeq and is a predicted model, not a curated record.
GCGGGAAAUAGAGAGGGGUAUGCAAGAUAGAGAGCAUAUUGAUGUGUGCUGUGUUUAACGAACGGUCGGGCGAAUAACACCCUCCAUGGAAUUAAUAGGAACGGUCCUGAAGUGUGAGGUGAUCACACUGUCUCCCCACUGCAGCCAAGCAUCUGUGCAUUAUAUUCUCGGCGAACACCAAAGUUCCACGGAGCAAUCAUUCAUGUAUUAUUUGUUACUCGUUGAAAACCAUUCAUGAUGAUGACGACAACAACAACAACAACAACGCCCACAAGUUUUCAGUCACACCGAUUGAAAUGAUGGUUCACCUGAUCAAGGCUAAUUACCAGAUGAAGAGUAAUUAAUUACUAGAGAGAGAGAGAGAGAGAGAGACUGUGAGGAUUAUUUCACUUUUGUCUCUCCCGAUACAGAGUUUCCAGCAAAGCUGGUAGCUGUGAUAAAAGGAAAGACUAGUGUUACAAAAGGAAUACAUCUCACAAAGGGACUCAUGUGAUGUGGAUAUAGGUGUUGUUGGAUGAGGCUAUGGCUGCUGCAGAAUUCCAGGGUACAGAUGCUGCCGCCGCCGCUGCUCACUGGCAGGAAAGAUGCCAUACUUUGGAGGCAUCCCUGGAAAAAUUUCGUUUGCAAACGCUUAGGAUACGGGAAGCAUUGGGAGAGCAGAUGAGAGCCUUGGAGGAAAGAGCUAUUGCUGCAGAUGAAAAAGCCAAGGACAGUGAACAGCAGAUUCCAUAUAUUUUGUUGCUUUCAUCAUCAACAUGCUUAAAUCUAAUGGAACAGCGCUUGGCAGCCAUCAAUUGGCAGCCACAGGAUUUAAAUAACAGAGUUCUAGAACUGGAAAAUGUUUUGGAGAGAAAAGAGAAACAUAUUGAUAGUCUGGAGAAACAAUUAUCAGAACAGAAAAAACAAAGACAACAUGACGCAAAAUUGGUAGAGGAAAAAGCUGUCAAAAUCAAGGAAUGGGUUGCAAGGAAGUUGGAACAACUCGAAGAAGAAAAACACUCGCUGAUUCUUGAAAAUAGUUUAUUACGAGAACAACUACAUGUUUUCAGGGACCGGUACAACUGCCUGCAAUCAUUCCAAGGUCAUUCAUUAUAUCGAGACAGCUUGCAGGAUGAAUCACGGCCUAUGUCAUUUACUGCCACUACUCCACCACCAAUCAAUGUGAAACGCAGGUCAUCAUCUCCAAAUCUCGAUGCUCUCAGUGACCCAAGCCACAACGUGAUCUCAGAAAGCAGCAGUAGCCCAGAAGGGGAGCUAACUUCCCAAAUAUCAGAGGGUGACAGUGAAAACAGCAUCGGUGAAAUUGACCCAAGUGUCGGAGGUUAUCAAGAGGUUGAUCAGAACCACGAAAGUAUCUAUGAACCAAAGCGUGUCUUCUUGCCCCAAAUUAAAAUUGAAAGAAAAUUUUUCACCGAACUUCAACAACUUGAAUCAUUAAUAAAUUCUGGCGGUACAAACGAACAGCUUCUUGAACAGGGUGAUAAUUCAUCAGUAAAAAACGACGAAGAAGAAAAAGGAGAAGAGGAAGACAGCAAUUCAUCAAAGUCAUCAUAUGCAGUUACACCACUAACCCCAAAGUCUCAGACAGUAUCUUUUGUUCCUUUUGCACCGCCAAGUUCUCCUAAUGGUGUUUUUGUGCCACCCCAAAAUUUGCAAUAUGUCUCUGCAUUGGCCACACUGCCCAGAACUAAGUGCCAGCCAGCAUCAAUGAAAUUCAAUGAAGAAAUAUAUUCUCAGGUGCCAAAACGAGAAAUAAGGAUUUCGACGUCAGAUAUCCAGAAGAAUGCUCUUUAUGAUGAGUGGCCAACAUCACCCUUUGAUCGAGAACUUCCUCCAAGGCUCUUAUUAGCUGACCCACCUGACUCAAACGAGUCUGAACCUCUCUAUGAAGAAGUAUGGAAGGGAGCUAAGCAUAAAAGUGGCAGAAAUACAUCCCCAGGUAAAAGAUCCACAGGAGUUCCUUCAAAUACAAUCACAUCAGAUUUCCCGACAUGUAAAGACUUAUACCAGGAGGUUGUCGUUCCAGUGUUUGCAACUCUAAAAGGAAAAGCAGCUCAAAUCCGCAAAUCUCCAUUCAUGGAUGAUACUACAUCAGACUCAUCUGAUGACGAGGCAUGUACUGGACUAUACAGUGGCCAAUCAGAGGCAAUAGAAUCAGUGACCAGCCCAGUUAGUGGACACACAUUCAGCUCCCUUUCCAUACGAAAGACAGCAAUUAACCAGAGUAGCUCUGGUGCUGUUAAGAGAGGUGUUUCGUGCCAUUCCGAACUCUCAGAUAUCUCCUGCGACUAUGCACUGCCCCCUGAUGAUACUUCCAGCAAGAGUGAUUCAGAGAGUUCGGAACCUGAACAAAAAAUACUCAAAUAUGCGACAGACAGUCGUAAACAUGACACAUUGGAGAAGUGUGGCUAUCUUUCAAAAUUAGGUGGAAAAGUCAAGAUGUGGAAAAGGAAGUGGUUUGUUCUCAGGAAUGGUGCAUUGUACUAUUACAAAUCUCAGCAUGAUGUGUUGAGAAAACCUCAGGGACACAUACGUCUGGAUAUGCAGACCAAGAUAAAUAAAUCACAAGGCCAACUGACCUUUGAGGUUUGA